Molecule: messenger RNA, 2427 nt
Organism: Neurospora crassa OR74A
Lineage: Eukaryota; Fungi; Ascomycota; Sordariomycetes; Sordariales; Sordariaceae
Exons: 1
Coding region: 894-1988 (364 amino acids)
Source: RefSeq, a predicted model, not a curated record
UUUUCACAUCACCUCCCGUCGACACGACACAUUCGAACACUUUUUCCCGAAUUACCUCGUAACUUUGAAGCUUUACUGACACAUGCGGCAUGACAUCACCGCUACGUCGGCCGUGUUUUGGUCCCGUCAAGCCAUCUCACAAGCUCCCAAUGACCAUGGAGUAGGCCGAGAUGACGGGAAAGGUUCACCAAUGAACUGGGGACCCAAGAUAUUUUCUGUUGGAAAAGGCCGUCUUUCUGGGUUUCUGGAGGGUGUGUCACGACGGGGCUGAGUGUCUGCAGGUUUCUGGGGGAGCUAAGCUCCGGCUAUACGCGUACAGUAUGGUAUAGGCUGUUGGAUUGAGGUCUGGCCCAUCCCGUCACUCGCCCCCCCCCCCCCUAGUCGCCGUUACCUUGGGCGGUUUGUGGUUAUGUCGACUUCCUCGCUUCCUCCCUCCUUUUCUGCCCCCUUGAGCAGCUGCAUCACUAGUCGGUGCGUCCUGUACACAAGUAAGGUGACCCUCCUGUGUCGUCAGUUGCAGGUACCGUGCCCUUUGCAAGGGUGCAAGUUGGUUCCGGGACCAAGAACUUAAAUCUGACGACGAGUGCUAUCGGGCCCUUUGACUUCUCGGCCGCCCCUUCGCUGUCUUUUCUCUUUCUUUUUUCUUCUUCCUCAUCCUCUCCUUCUCUAGGUACUAGUAACCUUGCCCACAUUGACUUUGGUCUUGUUUACUCUGAGAAACCCCCACAUCUUACUCUACUUUUACAUCGUUUGUAUCUUACACCACUCUUGUUUUCCCAGAGCAUUACGAAUACCAAGUACACAUAAUUAAUCUUUAGUCACCCCCGCCACGCUUUGAUAACCGCGCCCGCCAACAGCCCCCUUCGAUCAACGGCUUUAUCAAAGAAGCUGCGAUGGUUCAAAACAACCAUGUCGCAGCCGGGAGCCUGAAUGGCACCAACGAUAAUCCAUCUCCUCACAAGGAUCGAACGACGGAGAACUUGAAACCCGUCACAUCAGAACAGCCACUCGUAAGCCGCCAGGUCUCACGACAAACCGACACCACGAAGCCUCCUCGAUUAUCGGUAGAUGAUGUUACCUUAGCAGUACCAGCAGAACGCGACAUCGCAGAAACAGACCACACACGGCCUUUUGAUAAUGGCUAUCACUUUCCGCCCAAGUACUCCUGGCAGGAGUCCACAAAGCAAGGGCUCUCCUCGUUCUGGAAGUUCUUUACAACGCCAAUGGGCUGCUUCUGGACGUUCUAUGGGCUCAACGUGGUAGCUUGGGGUGGCAUGUUGUUCCUUUUGCUCUGUAACGCCGCGCCGGCCAUGUGCCAUCCGACGUGCGACGAUAUCAACUCGCCGAGGCGAAAAUGGGUUGAGUGGGACUCGCAAGUUCUCACGGGUCUGUUCUGUGUCACUGCGUUCGGACUGGCGCCAUGGCGCUUCCGGGAUCUCUGGCUUCUGAUGAAGUACCGCAUCAAGGGACAGCAGGAAGGCCUUCUAAGGCUUGCUGGGAUUCAUAGCAGCUGGUUUCGUCUCCCGGGCACGGAGGAGCUGUCCCCGGAUAUCGGACCAGACAAUCUCCCGGCUGAUGUCCCCAAGCAGUGCGUUCCCAUCCCGCAGGAAAAGAUGCCCAACGCACCACUGACGGGCAUUCGAGCGCCGGCCACCAAGGUUUGGAAGAUGGACUUUAUGAUAUGGUGCAUGAUUCUCAAUACCUUGGCUCAGGUCGGCCUGUGUGGUAUCAUGUGGGGUAUGAACCGGUAUAACCGCCCGAGCUGGUCAACGGGAUUUCUGGUAGCUGUCGGCUGUAUUAUCGCUAUGGUCGGUGGCCUGGUCAUGUUCUUUGAGGGAAGAAAGGUGAAGAGGAUCGAAGGUGUUCCUUGCAGUGCGCGAGAUCUGCAGAAGCUGGCACAAGACAAGGAGAUGGGCAUUUUGCACUACAACAACAUUGGCGACAAGAAGCCCAAACAGAAGAAGAAACAAAGCGAUCCGGAGAAAUAGAGGUUUCAUGGAAGAGGCAUUCGGCGUUUGGGAUUUGGGAUCAGGCAUUAAUCGAUGGAUCGAGUUCUACAACAACCCGGGAGGCUUUAAUGAUGGGAGUUUGGGAAAGGAUAUGGAACAUUGUUAUCGCUGUAUGGGCUGUGAAAAUAAGUGCGAUAACUUCUUGAUGGAACACGAUAGGUAGAACACCAUAGGUUAUCGCGGCUAUUAGUAUGUAUCAAGAGUAUAUGGAACCUACGAGCAGAGAUCGCCGUCUCACUACUCGGAAUACUGCAUAACCAAGGCCUGAAAGCGAGGCGGUGAAUCUCUGGUCCGUCUGUCUCUCUUUCUUUAGGCUGUCUGUCCUCCAGACACAUGACAAGCUCUACGUUGAUAUUCCCACGUAAUCAUUUCAGGUUUUUUAUUGGCUCGAUGUACCACAGUCACUUGAUCGUAUGAA